CAAAAAACCAAGAAAGAAGAAGAAGAAAAGGGAGAAGAAGAAAAAGAAGGAAGGAAGGAUCGAAUAUAUCAAACAUCAAAACAAAGUAAGCUAGUUGCGUCGAGGUGCAGAAUGGAGAGAAAAACACAAGAGUUAGUUGCUUCGAGGAGUAGAAUAGAGAGGUCUAGAAAAAGAAAACAACUAUAUCAACUUGAUGGUUCUGAUUCAUUUGAUUCAUCUACUAGCAAAGAUGCUUAUAAGCCUAGACGUCGUAAAAUUGAGAAAAAUAGGAGUGGCGGUGAACAGAAGUACUGCCAUCAGUGCAAAAGAAAUGAUGGGCAUGUUGUGACCUGCAACAGAUGUGAGAGGAAACGAUAUUGUACUUCGUGUAUUUCAAAAAACUAUCCCCAGAUGAAUGAGGAGGAUUUUCUUAUGGAAUGUCCUUUCUGCCGAGACAUUUGCAAUUGCAAGAGUUGUUUGCGCUUGGAAUUGCCCGAAAAGAACGAAACAAGGAUGAGCGAAGGAGACAAAAAGAAUUACGCAAAGUAUCUCCUGCGACGGCUUCUUCCAUAUGUGAAACAAAUUAACGAAGAGCAAAGUUUGGAAAAAGAGAUGGAGGCACAAAUUCGAGGGUUGCCAUUUUCUGAGGUCAAAGUGCAGCAAGCAGACUGCUAUGUUAAUGAGCGUCUAAAUUGCAACUGGUGCGAAACUUCGAUUGCUGACUACCACCGGAGCUGCACAAAAUGUCCGUAUGAUCUAUGCAUCUCCUGUUGCCGGGACUUGCGUGCUGGCUCUUUGCAAGCAGGUCAUCCGGGAAGCAUGAAUCAAUAUAAGAACCCGGGGGUGGGGUACUUACAUGGUGAAACAUGUAAACCAGCUCGAAGCAAUAGAACUGUGGGCACAUCGACUGCAACAAAGGACGGUGGUUCCCGCGGGAAGGCAAAAUUACCUGAAUGGAGGCCUAACAAGGAUGGCAGCAUCUCUUGUCCACCGGAGAGUUUGGGUGGGUGUGGAAAAGGUAUUCUGAGGCUGAACCAGGUCUUGCGAGACGGUUGGCUUUCAAACGUGAUAUUGAAAGCUGAAGAAUUAUGCCAACAGUAUAAUCUGGAUGGCAUGCCAGAUCCCACACACGGGUGCUCCUGUUGUGAUUUGGCAGCUGGUGAUGACACGGCCACAGAGAAAAUACGGAAAGCUAUAGACAUUCAAGCCGGAGAUCACAAGCAUUUUCAGGCGCACUGGUCAAAAGGCGAACCGGUGAUUGUGACUGGGGGACUUGACAGAACAUAUGGUCUAAGCUGGGAACCGAUGGUGAUGUCUCGAGCAAUGCAUGAUAAGUCCCGUACCGGUGUGACUGUCUUGAAUUGUUUGAACUGGUGCAAGGAGGAAUAUAGCCUAAGUUUGUUCUUUAAAGGCUAUACAGAGGGUAGACUUGACUUGGCUGGCUGGCCCCAAAUGCUAAAGUUAAAUGAUUGGCCUGAAUCUGGUUCGUUUGAGGAUCGUCUCCCACGUCAUAACGUGGAGUUCUUAAGCGCUUUGCCGUUCAAGGAGUACACACAUCCACAGAGCGGCUACUUGAACCUUGCUGUCAAGUUACCGGAGGGCCAUCUGAAGCCAGACACAGGUCCCAAACUAUAUACCGCUUAUGGCUUUUCCCAGCAACUCGGACGUGGUGAUUCCGUCUCCAAACUCAGCUAUCAUGACUCUGACGCAGUAUACGUGCUAACUCAUGUCAAAGAGAUGACAUUCACUCCUUCUGAGCUUGCUAAGAUGGAACAGCUGAAGGAGAAGCACCGUGUUCAGGACGAGAGAGAAAUAUAUGCAGAGGGUGACAUGGGAAAUGGACCGGAGCCGCAGCUGGAAUCCAAUGAUCCAGAAGAGCUGCAAAACCCAAAGAGCGGUGCCCUCUGGGACAUUUACCGCAGAGAAGAUGCUUUCAAAUUGAAAGAAUAUCUGAGAAGGCAUUUUAAAGAGUUCAGACAUACAUAUUGCUUGCCGUUAAAGCAGGUACCCUUAUAACUACUACUUGAUGAUAAUUUCUUGUCGAUCAGAAUAGAUGGAUAUAAUGAUUUUAUUUUGCCAGGGUGUUGAUCCCAUAUAUGAUGGGGUAUUUUACCUCAACGCCGAGCAUCAAA
Molecule: messenger RNA, 2111 nt
Organism: Daucus carota subsp. sativus
Lineage: Eukaryota; Viridiplantae; Streptophyta; Magnoliopsida; Apiales; Apiaceae
Product: lysine-specific demethylase JMJ29-like
Exons: 8
Coding region: 112-1995 (627 amino acids)
Biological process (GO): regulation of transcription by RNA polymerase II
Cellular component (GO): chromatin; histone deacetylase complex
Molecular function (GO): transcription coregulator activity; chromatin DNA binding; histone H3K9 demethylase activity
Source: RefSeq, a predicted model, not a curated record